Molecule: messenger RNA, 4799 nt
Organism: Dunckerocampus dactyliophorus (ringed pipefish)
Lineage: Eukaryota; Metazoa; Chordata; Actinopteri; Syngnathiformes; Syngnathidae
Gene: slc35f1
Product: solute carrier family 35 member F1
Exons: 8
Coding region: 176-1342 (388 amino acids)
Biological process (GO): transmembrane transport
Cellular component (GO): membrane
Molecular function (GO): transmembrane transporter activity
Source: RefSeq, a predicted model, not a curated record
GGAUCGAACCGCCCACCUCUACCUCUCGGAGACACUGUCAUCUCAGAAUGCAGUGUGGUCCACCAGGACACCAUCAGAACCUUUCAACGCGGAACACUCCUUUUCCUCCUCCUCCUCCUCUUCCUCCUCGAGACACUCCUCGUCUUUUUCCGUGCGCGUGUGUAGGAAUGAUCUGAUGAUGAAGAUGAUGUCCGUCGUGUCUACUGUGGAGAAUCUUCCUACACGCACGGAGAGUCCUGCAUCCAACAUCUUCCAACGCUUCAAGAACAUCUUCAGCAGAGACCUGCUGGUGACUUUGGCCUUGGGUCAAGUACUGUCCUUGUUGAUCUGUGCCAUCGGCCUGACCAGCAAGUACCUGGCUGAUGACUUCCACGCCAACACACCCGUCUUCCAGAGCUUUCUCAACUACAUCCUCCUCUUCCUGGUCUACACCACCACACUGGCAGUCAGGCAAGGUGAAGGCAACUUGUUGGCCAUCUUGAAGCAGCGCUGGUGGAAGUACAUGAUUCUUGGCUUCAUUGACAUCGAGGCCAACUACCUGAUGCUAAAAGCUUACCAGUACACCACACUGUCCAGUGUUCAGCUGUUAGACUGCUUUGUGGUCCCAGUGGUUUUGCUGCUGUCCUGGUUCUUUCUGUUAGUGAGGUACAAGGCUGUGCACAUUGUGGGCAUGUUGCUGUGUCUGCUGGGGGUGGGCUGCAUGGUGGGGGCUGACAUCCUGCUUGGCCGCCAGCAGGGCCUCGGUGAGCAAAAGCUGUUUGGAAAUCUUUUAGUUUUGGGGGGAGCAACCUUGUACGGCAUCUCCAACGUCUGUGAGGAAUUCAUUGUGAAGAAUCUGAGUCGGGUGGAGUUCCUGGGCAUGAUGGGUCUCUUCGGAUCAUUUUUCUGCGGCAUCCAACUGGCUAUAAUGGAACACAAGGAGUUGCUGAAGGUGCCAUGGGACUGGCAGUUAGGUCUUCUCUAUGUGGGCUUUAGUGUCUUCAUGUUCAGCCUCUACAGCUUCAUGCCACUGGUGAUGAAGAGAACGAGUGCCACCUCAGUCAGUCUCUCUUUGCUCACAGCUGACCUGUACAGUCUCUUCUGUGGUCUCUUCCUCCUUCAUUACAAGUUCUCUUGCCUCUAUUUGUUAUCAUUCUUCAUCAUCAUCUUGGGCCUUGUGGUUUAUUCCUCUGCAUCCACAUAUAUGGUCCAGGACCCGCGCGUCUACAAGCAGUUCAGGAACACAAUCAACCAGUCAGCCAGUGACCCACUCCAGCCUAGUCAUGGUGUCCUGGAACCCUCUGUAACCUACACCAGCCUGAGCCCCGAGUCAGGGGAGGAGUCCGGUUUACGCGUCAUUUAAAAUGAUCUAUGACUUUUUUUACUGUGGGAGCUUAGUGCUGUUUUCACCCAAAGUUUUGUACAAAGAACUGUCUCCAGUCUGUUGAGCAGGUAAAACUGUGUGGUGACUGACUCCAUGGAGGUCCAUGUAUAGAUUUGGCUGAAACCACGGAUGAGAUUUAUAUGUCUGCGUCCAAGUUCCCAUGAGAAUAUGUACCUAAAAAUGAAGUGACUGAAUGUUAGAAACCGAGACUAGCCUGUACUGUGGUGACUGUAAAUGAUGAAUGUAUACUUUGGGGGAAACAAGUAUUUUUAUCCCCUGCUGAUUUGCCACUUACAAUUUCUGAACAGUACAUCGUUUUUAUGCUAGCUUUAUUGUAACAGAGAGAAGACUCUAAAAUAUAUAUACAGUAAUCCCUCGUUUAUUGAUCAAUUGGUUCCAGACCUGAAUGUGAUAAGUGAAUUUCUGCAAAGUUGGAUUGGAUUGGAUGGAAAAUUUGGGGAAUUAGAGAAUGGCAAACCCAUUUACAACCUUCUAAAUAUGUUUUUUUUAACAUUAUUAGAGCCCUCUAGACAUGAAAUAACACCCCUAUAGUCAUCUUUACACUACUAUUACCCAAUAUAGUAGACAUAAUCAGAGAAAAUCAAACAUUUAAGGCAUAAAUAAGACUCGUGCUUGUGUGUUGCUGUAAAUGUGUUCUGGUGUUGAACAGGAAGUGAUGUCUGGGGUUCAGAAUUGAGUUUUACAGCUGCAACAGUAGUUGUGUUUUGGAUUAUUGUUCCUGUGGUGAGAUCAUUCAAAUCUGCAAUAAAAGCUGUUGUUCCGGUGAUCAAUGCUUGUGUGUCGCACCCAACAUUACAGUAACAUUGACACCCAGUGACCGGUGUAGAAUAUUACAUACUUUAUCAUUAUGUCUUUGAAUGCGUCUUCUGAAUGCCUUAUAUUUGUAUUUUACUUAUUAAUUUACAAAAAUACAUAACAUUUGCUUAAAUAUGCAUAAUUUGACUAAUAGGCCAUAUUCAACCACUAAACAGCAUGAUUUAUUCAUGAAUAUAUUUUUGAAAAACGCUGAUAGCGUGAAGCCGUGAAAUUCAAACUGUGAAGUGGCGAGGGAUAACGGUAUAUAUAUUAAACAAAGGUUAUAAAGUCAUUUGUAUUAGAUUGGGGUAAAUAAUAGGGAUGAGCCGGAUACUCCUUAUAGACGUCCCAAUAUCCUGGCAAUUUUGGCAAUUUCAGGAGUGCUGCAUGCCUAUGAAAGAUGUUUUACAGUUCUUGACUUUUCAGAGUCUCUUAGAGUCUGGGCCAUUUUGAAUCUUCCGUUGUAAUCACAAAAGGGGAAAUGUCAUUCCUAAUUGUAGCCUGUUGAACACACUGUGGUGUGAUGCAAUAUUGUACAGUAGUUGUAAACCUCUACUUCUCUCUUGUUACGUUACAAUACAUUGAUUUAUUCUGGUGAAGGCAAAGCACCAUCAGUUCCCUUUCAGUCACAGAGUAGAGAGUCGAGAGUAAUUGCCUCAUUUACAGAACAAUGGUGACAAGGUGCGCUUACCUUCACACAGUUAGGAUAUUAGUUCAAAACUAAUCCAGCCACUUAGCUGUCGUUUGGGUAUGAAAGUUAGCAAAGCCAAAUGGCUGGGCUGUGGGACUUCUUGUGUUAAGGCAAGGCAAGUUUAUGUGUAGAUCACAAUUCGUACACAAGGUAAUUGAAAAUGCUUUACAGAAAAGAAGGGUAAAAUAAUUUUAAAAAAUCAUUCCAUUAAACAUAAAAUCAUUCCAGAAUCAUUCCAUAAAAUUCCAUUGGCCUUCUGCCUUUUCUUUUUUUGUUUGUGCUAGCAUCCUGCUACGUUUUACUAUCUAGCCCUGUUGGCUCCACCCGUCGCCCUUUUUAACUAGCAUUUUGCUGCGCAAACAAUAUCGUGUUUGAAACUUUUUCCUUUUUGGACUCUAUUUUUGGUUGUACUUUUUCCUGUGUGGGACUUUGAGUUUUGCCACUUACACCUUGAAUAAAGACUUUGUUUUUUUGCUGCACGCACCUCUGUCUUCAUGUCCGCACCAAACCUAACAGUUGAGGAUUGUCGAUUAACUGCAAUAAACGAGGGGUUGGUUACUCAUGGCUUUCACUGUUUGCAUGAGUGACAGAAAAUACGAAAAAAUGUUCAUGAUAUUCUUAUUUUUGUAAUGUGCCUGUAUUUUAACGGAUCCUCGAUGUGUUUUUUGUCACCUGCUGAAAUUCAACAAUCAAUCGUUGACUUGAUGGCGCUGUCUGCAGGGGAAAAUACAGCAGCUAUGAAUCCAGCAGAAGGCGCUGUCUCACAAGCAAAGUCACUCAAUAUUUUCCGGCAGAACGACAACUGCACAUUUGAGGGGCACAUCUACAGUUUACAAUACCCAGAAGAAGCAUUUUUAGGUCUUUUUAUGGGUGCAUCCCUUCUUCAGCUGGUGGUCUUGGGAUGUGACCCUACGAAUAGAAAUGAUCUACUCUACUGGACAAAGUUUAAAUGUUGAAUACUCGCACACAAAUACAAACUACAGUAUCUCACAGAAGUACAGCGCUUGCAUUUUAUUAGCCUCAAGGGAUAAUAGAGAAGACUUACCGCUUGCAACCUCAGCAGCAGAGGCGCACUGCGUGAGGCCUUGCUUAUGCAAUCUAACCGCGUUCAAAGAGAGAAAGCUUUUUUGCGUUUGCCAACAAACGAUCACGACAGGGUGGAUACAUGACAGAAAAUGACAUUCAAGCCACAUUUUUGCCAAGAUUUGGCCUUUUAAAGGCUGUGGUCUUAAACUUUUGAUCAGCUGAUGACCCUAUUUCAUUUUAAUGCUUCUUUGCAAUAAAUUGCUGACUCAAAAAUGGUUUUGUCUCACUCCCAUUUCUUCUUUUUGCAUUUUGAAUCUCUGCUCCUCCUGAAGAUCCAACAGUGCAAAAUGUAAAUUCUUGAAAUUUUUUCAACUGGUCUUGAAAUUUUGACCAGGAUUAUUACUCUCCUUACCCUUUUUGGUCCCACUGACUCCAACUGUAACCACAGUUUUUUUUAAAGUUGUAAAAUGUUUUAAAAAUUCUGCUGUAAAAAUAAUCAUAACCAAUUAUUUACCUAGUCGAGACUGGAAAAUAUUUUGGGAGAAUAUAGCAUAUUUUUGUGCUUUUUCCUAUUUUAAAAAAUCAGGUGAACUUCUCAAGCAAAAACGUGUAUAUUUUUGAAAUUAUAAUAAAAAAAAACAUGGCCUGAAGUUGUUAAAAAGAAUAAAACAAAAGUGAAAAAAGUAUGGGGACUGUUUGGGGACCUAUGGGUAAAAGGUGAAACUUUUUUUUUUAAGGAGCCUAGGCUCCUUAAAAAGGUAAAAUGUUCAUUUCUCCACUUUAUUUCUCAUUUAUAUGUAUUUCAUAUUGUUUCUUGGAUGUAAAACCAUUUUCUGUAAAAUGUGUUUUGUGUGCAGAACUUUUAUGAACUUGAUUGAACUGUACCAGUGAGUUUAGUGUUCU